Messenger RNA from Aphis gossypii (cotton aphid), 865 nucleotides. RefSeq names its product zinc finger protein 350-like. The record is from RefSeq and is a predicted model, not a curated record. The transcript has 3 exons. Gene Ontology annotation, cellular component: chromosome. Bases 188 to 823 code for a protein of 211 amino acids. Gene Ontology annotation, molecular function: chromatin insulator sequence binding. Gene Ontology annotation, biological process: regulation of transcription by RNA polymerase II. NCBI's taxonomy places the organism in Eukaryota, Metazoa, Arthropoda, Insecta, Hemiptera, Aphididae.
GACACUUGCUCUGUUGUCGACCGAUGUACAAUCAGUCUGUUCUAGACAUUUAUAGCGUUUACUUUGCCUUUGCUCUCUCCGUGUUUUCACAGUCCUUACACAACAGUAUUAACAAUUUUUCUCAGUGUUAAUUUUCCAAGUGUUUAAACACUUUAUUUUCAUCCGUUUUAUCUUAAACAUUUUAAACAUGUUUAAAUGCGAUCAGUGCCCCUCGGUUUUCACCGCAAAACAUAAUUUAACUGUGCACCAAAAGAAGCAUACCGGUGUGCGUAUUCCAUGCACCGUAUGUCCAUCAACAUUUUCUUUCAAGACCAGCCUCAACAAACAUUUGAAGAACGCUCAUGGUAUCAUUAACGUUCCGGCUCACUUGAGACCAUUGCCUGCUGCUCCGAUCAUCGAUCAGCAAACACGACCAAGCGUGAUACAGUUCGCGCCUCCUACCACCCCGCAGAUUCAAAUAGCGCCUCAAAUUUUUGUACCGGAUGUCCCGGCUGGUGGAUCGCACGUGUUAUCCGAAGAUGUCCCGGCUGGCGGAUCGCGCGUGUUAUCCGAAGAUGACAUAUGUAUGUUCGCAAUGGAUGCAUAUGAAAUGCUAGACGCCGAUACAGAAUCUUACACUUCUGCUGUAAAUGGUAAACGCGUUUCUGUUGCCAACACCACCUCAGCUGCUAGGGCAAAAAGGCGCGUAUGGAUCUCGUUAAAUCCCCCGGGUUUAAUGAAAUUUCGUCGUCCGCAAAUAGGAAGAUCGUGUGGUACUACGCUAAAAAUAUCACCAAUACAAAAAUUUAUUCAGACUUUCUCCGUCCACUUAUACCUGAGCUAAUAAAUUUAUUGAAAACACACGUACAAAAACAUGCGAUUAAAU